This is a messenger RNA of Coffea eugenioides, 2117 nucleotides long. Its product is annotated as E3 ubiquitin-protein ligase MARCH2. Gene Ontology annotation, molecular function: zinc ion binding; ubiquitin-protein transferase activity. The coding region runs from base 946 to 1767 and encodes 273 amino acids. The record is from RefSeq and is a predicted model, not a curated record. Gene Ontology annotation, biological process: protein ubiquitination. Gene Ontology annotation, cellular component: membrane. Lineage: Eukaryota; Viridiplantae; Streptophyta; Magnoliopsida; Gentianales; Rubiaceae. The transcript has 7 exons.
AAAGUAAUUUGGGAGUCUCCUAAUGGAGUACAGCCUCAACCCACAUCAUCACCAUAAAACUCCUCGUUAUUGUCAGCAACUUUCUUAAUUUGUUCUCUCACUUUUGUUCCUCAUCUUUUUGCUUCUUCCAAAUAAUAUACCGAAUAUUCAAUAAGAAAGCAAGAGUAAAACACACAAUGUCCAUACUAUAAAGCAAGGAAUGACUAAUUUGAAGAGGAAGACCUUUCUUCUUUCGCAGAAAUGCCAAACCAUUCCCCUAAGCUUUCUCCCAUCCCUUAAUCCUACGGUUUAUUCCUGUCUUGUCCGGUUUGCUCUGUUCUAUAAUGAUGCAUUUUUUCUUGCGUUUAUAUCAUAUUUGGUUAUGGAACCUCAUUAGUUCAAUUUGGGUUUCAUCAUUAAUGUUUUCUUUGUUGCAAAGAGCCCUCUUUUGGCUGUUGUCAUGAGCAUAUUUGAAGUUGGGAGUAUAUUGCCUGAGCUCAUUUAGCUUUUCUCCCAUCUGGGUUUAUCAUUUCUCAUUUAGCAUUUGCUGUUUUUCUUUCUUUCUAUUGCUGUUUGCGACAUGGGUUCUGUUCUGUUUCCUUUUUCCUAGUCUCUCUCUUAGUUUUCAUGGUGUAGCUUUGAACUUUUUAGUUUGGUGGACCACAUUGAUUUAAUGCAGCUCAUGGUAUUUCCAUUUGAAUGCAUAAUGCCCAUACUUCCGUCUUCCAAAAAGCAUGACGCUCUACGUUUGUUAUUAUUAUUUUUUUUUGGGCUCCUUGGUUUUAGUCAUUUAAUUACUCUGGUUUUUCAUUCAUUUCUUUAUGCAGCAUUGAUUCCUUGAGCUGAUUUUACAGAACUUUACUUGAGAAGGUGUUCUUGCGAGGAGGGCUUCCCUAAUAGUGUAUGCUUUUUUUCAUCCAGAAGUUUCUAAAAUUUUUCACAGAAAUUGGUCGUAUGGUAUAAAGGAUGGGGGACCAUUUUGUGUUGCUAGUAGAUCGGUUGCUAACUGAAUCCACUCUUGAAGCUGCUAUCCAGACUAAUAACCGGUUGCAGCAUCUGUCAUCCGUUGCUAAUGAAGAUAAUGUUGCUAAAUUUUCUCCCCUUAGGAUGGAUACUGACGUAGGUACGUCAUUACCAAAGAAAUUGGUGGAAUGCAGGAUUUGCCAUGAUGAAGAUGAAGAGUCAUGCAUGGAGGUCCCUUGUUCAUGCUCUGGCAGCUUGAAGUACGCUCACCGCAGAUGUGUACAAAAGUGGUGCAAUGAGAAGGGGGAUACCAUCUGUGAGAUUUGCAGGAAGAGUUUCAAGCCUGGUUACACAGCACCAUCUCCAUUGACUCAUUAUGCUGGAAUUGCGAGGAACUUCAGGAAUUAUCCCAAAAGUGGCUGGGAGAUUUCCAGGAGGGGCCUCCCUAAUACUGAAUUUAUAGCAAUGGUUUCCGCAGAUGGCAGUUUCCUUGAUCCUGACUUUGAUGAACAUCCAUCACCCAGUACAAGAAGUUUGAUGUGCUGCCGCAUAGUUGCCAUAAUUUUUAUAGUCCUCCUGGUGCUACGGCAUACAUUACCCAUCAUUAUUGGUGGUGCUGGGGAGUAUUCACUGACACUGUUCAUGUUAGUAAUCUUGAGAACUAUUGGGAUUCUGUUGCCGAUAUAUGUAAUGGUGAAAGCAUUUACUGCUGUCCAGCGUUGUCGACACCAACAGGCUUCUCGAAACUCCCCCCUUCCCACAUCAAAUGAGGAAAAUGGAUUACCAAUACACCAGCCACCCCGGCAUCUCACUCACAUGUGGUAAAUGCGGCUAUUGAUAAUUGGAGGGCAUUACCUCUUAGCAACAGUUGGACGGCACCAAACAUUGAAAGAAAGUCUUUCCUGUUAGAGGUGCUAUGUCCGUCCUGUGAUCUAGCAAUUUGUUGGCAUUGACAUGGUUUUAUGGAAAGCCAGUCUUGUUACUGGCUUAAUGCACAUUCCCUCCUCUUGUAAGGCGCUAGGACUGAACAUUGAAGAUUGCGAGGCAUAAGCUCAGAAUGUAGCUCAAAUUGUACAUAUUGUAGCACCAGCUCGAGUCUGAUUCAGAUAUUCCACCUUUCAAAUUCUCUCUGGAAACGCUUCAAAACAUUCUCGUGUCUAACAACAAUAUAGCAA